Anas platyrhynchos (mallard) is the source of this 4574-nucleotide messenger RNA. RefSeq names its product FLVCR choline and putative heme transporter 2 (gene FLVCR2). Lineage: Eukaryota; Metazoa; Chordata; Aves; Anseriformes; Anatidae. The record is from RefSeq and is a predicted model, not a curated record. Gene Ontology annotation, molecular function: heme binding; heme transmembrane transporter activity. Gene Ontology annotation, cellular component: membrane. Gene Ontology annotation, biological process: transmembrane transport; heme export.
UUGUCCCUUUCUUUAAAAUAAUUGCUUUGCUGCCUUUUGGGGGUGAGGAAGCAUGGUGCUGUGGCCUGAUGGCACUAAUCUCUGCUGUGGUGGGGAUGUUUAAGUAAUGAGGUGAAUUCUUGUGACUAUUUGAGAUAUAUGAGCUGGAGCCAGCUGGACAGGUCCUGGAAUUCUUCAGCUCUCUGCAUCAGUUCCUGUGGCAUGUACUGGACUGCCAUGCUUGGGCAAUGCUUGUUCAGGUUCUUUUCUUGUGUUUUGAAAUGAGGGAAAGAAUCUGCAGGAGGUGGUGUGGGGUAAGGCAGCCUCUGAAAGUCCAAGAAGCGUUGUGGAAAUGGAGCAUGUCCAGUGGGAUUCAUCUCUUCAAGCAGACUUCUUUCUAGAGCUCAUUUGCUCUUCCCUCCUCUGAGCAUAUCUUCUGAUGAGAUCUGAUCCCCAUUAGAAAUAGGGAUGGGGGUAGUCAGCCUCACAUGCCUCCGUAGUCUGGCCCUACGUCUCCUGGGGUUUUAGCUCUUAGGACAGAGAAGAUUUUACUGAGGAGUCAGUAGUGGCAAUAGUUAGAGGUGAUAUUUUCCCGCCCUGGCUCCUUUCCCUUCCUGCAAAGAAGGGCAGGGUGGAUUUGGCCAUGGGGAUCACAAGGAGCACUAUGUGGGCAGCUCCCUGAGAUCCUGGAUGUGGCUCAAUGUGCUGACCAAACAGCGACGUGGCUAUCCCAGGAAUGCCUGAGCUUCUAUAAAGGGCACAGGAACCUGAAAUUAUCUUUCUGCUCAUUUCAUCUGGUGCUCCCUCCCCAGCCACACGCCAAAAGCAGCACACCCUUUUCCCUCACAGAAGGGGACAACUUUUGGGUUUUGCUGAGUUGAACUAGCAUGGGAGUUAAAUGAAUGACAGCAGUGUUUUUGCUGGGAGGGGCUGCCCUAUGGCACCCUAAGUACUUGCCCUGCAGGAUCCCUGGAGGCUGGCUCUGUUAUGUGACUGUAAUAGGUCCUUGACCCAAGUGUCAUCCCGGCUGAGUACUUCAGCAGCUGCUGAGGUUGCUGUUGGAGCCCAAACCCCUCUUCUGCUUUACUGUCUCUUAUCUGCUGCUGCUGUUUUGCUGCGUUGCAUUUCUUCCCCAGUAAACCGGGCGAAGGUGUGUUCAGUGCUGAGAGGCCCCAAAUGAUUUGCCUGGAGAAGUGGUCUUCGUUAUCUGGCAUUGUAUCGCGUUAAACGGUAUGAGGAGAUGAUGCCACAGAAGAAGUACAAUGAGGAAGGAGUUUACUUUGCUUCCGGAAGAGCUUUGGUUGUGCAAGUGCAGUUUGAAGAAAUAACUUCUCUCUCAUAUCAGUGUGAAUGGAUUUAAAAAAAAGCCUAAGCUCUAUCUUAUCUCUUCGUGAGGGCUGGAUUACAUUUUUUCCUCUCGCCACUUGGGUCCUUUCUGCUUCUUAAAACACUGCAGAAAAGGUGACUAAACGGUGGUAUGCAAACAUUUAAGUACAUUGAUUUCAGUGGGCCCUUAUGCCACUGACAGAAAUACUGAAAUCCAUGGAAGAAGCAUAUUCUGGGCAGCAAUGCAAAUAAAAAUAUACUGGGUAGGAAGUGGCAGCUGCUGCUUUGCACAGAUCUUUUGCCAUGUAUGUUUGGUUCUACUGUAGCCCUUUUGCACAAAGGCAGCUGGGACCUGUGCUAUUAGCAAGGGGCUGGGAAGCUGGUGUGCAGUAGGAGUCACAGGGUGUGGAAGGGGGUGGCUGUCUGCUCUCUGCAGGUUAUGACCCUGUAAUUCCCUUAUCGCAAAGGAGAAAUAUCGUGGUUACAGCAUGGGAGACACCUGCAGUUAAGAAAGGAGGAAAUGCUACAGGGCAGAGCUGUGACACAUGGACGUGAGUAACAGGAGAAGCUGUGGUGCCCAGGACUUUGGAACACGUGCCUCUUCUGAGGGGUUCCCAGGGUUUAAGAAACACCAAGUGGACAAGCGUUACCUUAUCUGGAAGGGGAACAGUGAGGACAAGCAUCCUUUCGUGGUUAGGAAAAAUUGUUCAGGUCUUCUGAAAAGCCAACAGAAGUAUCCAGGAGAGCUGAGUAGAAGAGGAUAGAGGGAGACCUGAAAAGAGUGAAUCUUGACUGUGGCCCCAGAGAAACCUCUCUUCUUCCUGUGCAUGUUUUGCCGUGGGUCAGCAACUCAUCUUGGCAUUGCUCUGGGCUUUCUGGUCCCUCCUGUGCUGGUUCCUAAUGUGGAAAAUGUGGAGAAGCUGGCCUACCACAUAAGCAUCAUGUUCUUCAUGACAGCAGGCGUGGCAACAGCCCUCUUCAUCCUGGUCGUCAUAGUCUUCAAGGAGAAGCCCCCAUACCCUCCGAGCCAAGCUCAGGCCUUGAUCCAGUCGCGACCGACAGUGGAAUAUUCCUACGUGCAAUCAAUCCUUCGUCUGCUCCGCAACACCAGCUUUGUGCUGCUUAUGGUCACGUACGGUCUGAAUACAGGUUGCUUCUACUCCCUGUCCACUCUGCUGAACCGCAUGGUGAUCCAUCACUACCCAGGGGAGGAGGUGAAUGCUGGCAGGAUCGGACUCACCCUUGUCCUGUCGGGGAUGGCUGGGGCUCUGAUCUCUGGCCUCUGGUUGGACAGAACCAAAACCUACAAGCAGACAACGCUAGUGGUCUAUAUCAUGUCUCUGGUGGGAAUGAUAGUCUACACUUUCACUCUGAGUCUAGGCCACCUCUGGGUGGUCUUUGUGACUGCAGGUGUGCUGGGAUUUUUCAUGACAGGGUACCUUCCCCUGGGCUUCGAGUUUGCUGCAGAGUUGACAUACCCAGAAUCAGAGGGAACAUCAUCAGGGCUCCUUAAUGUCUCAGCACAGAUCUUUGGUAUUGCCUUCACCAUCAGCCAAGGGCAGAUCAUGGAUCGCUAUGGGACGAAGGCAGGAAACCUCUUUCUUUGUUCCUUCCUGCUCCUGGGGACCAUUAUGACAGCAUUCAUUAAGGCUGAUCUCCGAAGACAGCAGGCCAAUGUGGAAAGUGAACGUACAAGACUCCAGGGCAGCAGUCAGAUCACGGAUUAUGGACUUGUAGCUUGUAACCCUAACCCCAUCAAUUCCCAUUCCUGUUCACUAGCUCACACACAAAGAAAGUGAUGCCAGAAGCCUGCACUGUUCCCGUAGUCCUCAAGGAAUCAAAGCUGUAAAAAAGAGGGGUGGCAGAGCUGGGAGAUAGAGGAUUCGGCUCCCCCCUGCCCUCAUUCCCACCUUUGCUACCUGCACCAUCCUCCUGAAUUCUGGUGGGGGGCUGCUGAGAACUGCUCCUAGAGUGAAACGAGAAGGGAAUUGCGUUUGUCGGUUGUACCUCUGCAUCUUGCUGUUCUGGAGACUGUGCUAAGAGGAAAAGUUGGGAGAAACCCCUGCUGCCCCUACCACGUAUGCUUGGAGAAGUCUGGUCGUGUGAGGGUGGCACCUUGCAGGUGGUCUCUUCUCUCAGGGAAGGUGUGACCUGGAAUGCAGAUGCUGGACUAUGUUUACUCUGUGAGUAACCCUGUGGGAGUUGUGAUCCCUCUGAGGGAUUCCUCAGAGUGCCUGUGCUCUUCUGCAUGGUGCACGGGUGAUGAUAGAGCCCUCAGCACAUCACCAGUCACUGCAAAGCAGUGCAGCUGCUGCUGCCAGGAGCAGUUUUUGUAUCAGGCUAAGGAUAAUCCGCCUUAGAAUUCACUGAAGUUGCUCUGAUGUAGUAGGAGUAACUGAGAGGAACCCAUGGAUCUCCUGUUGGAGGCAAGGUCUAGUUCUGGGGCAGAUGUUGAAGCUACAGCCUGAGCCCAGCUCAACACUAUGCCAGCAACAGGACAGUUGGACAACAGCGUGAGGAUCACAUCUUCCUCCUCACUGACAAAGUGCCUUUUGCAGGUUUUGACACUACAGAGAAGUCAGUGGGGUACUACAGUGAGCCAACCAGGCAGGGCUGGCUGUGUUGCCCUGGGGAGUUGUUUUGGGCAUGAUGGGAACAAAAAAGGUGCUGUAGUGUGGGAACUUCCCCCUUAUAAUAGAGAACAGGAGGAAAGGGUGGGGGUUGAAGCCCUCUCACCAGCAUUUGUGUCUCGUAGACACUGCCCCUCUGUAUGCUGCUGCUCAUCUUGCACUCACAAAGGGAGAGAGACCCGUAUAUCCCUUUGCCUUCCUUUCCAGCAUCCAUCCCCUGGUGGGAGACAUCAAGUGUUCUUAAACUUAGAUCAUGCAAUGAUGUACGUGCCAUUUUGGAAUAACAAAAAACAAAGCACAAAUAUGGAAUGGAUAAAAACGGCCUUCUCUAACAUAGGGUUUUUAACAAAACUUUUUUAAGAGAAAAUGUGCAGUGUUUGAACCAGAAGUCCUUUCUUUGAUAGUUGGGGCCUAAAAUGGUUUUUAAAUGUAAAUUUUAUAUUAAAAAACACUAAGUGUAUAAUGCAAGGUGACAAUUUCAUAUUAAAUGCUUGAAACUGUCUCCAGGUGGUUUUUGUUUAAUAGCCUGAACUAUACUGCAGAAUAAUCCUUUUUUUGCCCGCUGCUACUGUUGUGUUCUUUUCCUCUUUCCCUUUCUUCUGCACAGGCUUCCCAGCUGGCAGCUCCUUCUGGUUCCAU